This is a messenger RNA of Ziziphus jujuba (common jujube), 1616 nucleotides long. Its product is annotated as cytoplasmic 60S subunit biogenesis factor REI1 homolog 1. Gene Ontology annotation, molecular function: nucleic acid binding; zinc ion binding. Gene Ontology annotation, biological process: ribosomal large subunit biogenesis. The coding region runs from base 145 to 1383 and encodes 412 amino acids. Gene Ontology annotation, cellular component: preribosome, large subunit precursor. Lineage: Eukaryota; Viridiplantae; Streptophyta; Magnoliopsida; Rosales; Rhamnaceae. The transcript has 5 exons. The record is from RefSeq and is a predicted model, not a curated record.
CCAUUCCCAUAUAAAAGAAAGAAACGCAGAGUUUAGCCUCCUCUCUCUGCGUCCAAAUUCGAAGGAGCUUUUUGGUUCUUUGAAUUAAUUUUGCUCAAAACAAGGACACAAAAAGAAAAAGAAAAAUAACAAUAAUAAAAGAAAAUGCCGGGGCUAACCUGUAACGCUUGCAACAAAGAGUUCAAGGAUGAUUCGGAGCAAAAGCUCCAUUACAAGUCCGAAUGGCACCGUUACAAUCUCAAGCGCAAGGUAGCUGGGGUACCUGGAGUUACAGAAGCAUUAUUUCUAGCUAGACAAUCUGCCCUUGCUCAGGAUAAAAAUAAGAUUAGUGAAACUCCCAUGCUUUACAGCUGUGGUCUUUGUGGGAAAGGAUAUAGAAGUUCCAAGGCCCAUGCUGAGCAUCUCAAGUCUCGUAGUCACAUUAUUAGGGCUUCUCAAGGCACAGAUCGUCAGGAGGAUGAGAAAGCAAUAAUUAAGCCACUUCCACGACGUCAUGUGAAUAGGGUUCCCCCACAAAGAGAGGCUGAUAAUGAAGAAAGUGAAGAAAGUGAAGAUGAGUGGGAGGAGGUAGAUCCUGAAGAAGAAUUAGUUAGUGAGGCAACACAGUCCUUGACCAAUUUAGAUGUGGAUGGGCAUGCUUCUAAUGAUGACAUGGAUGACGACGACGAUGACGACUAUGAGGAGUUGGAUCCUUCCUGCUGCUUUAUGUGUGAUCUAGACCAUGAUAGCAUUGAGAGCUGCAUGGUUCACAUGCAUAAGCAGCAUGGUUUUUUCAUUCCUGAUGUGGAGUAUUUGAAAGAUCCAAAAGGCCUUCUUACUUUUCUUGGCCUUAAGGUUAAAAGGGAUUUCAUGUGUCUGUACUGCAACUAUAGGUGUCACCCCUUUAGCAGCUUGGAGGCAGUUAGGAAACAUAUGGUGGCAAAAAGCCAUUGUAAAGUACACUAUGGUGAUGGUGACGAUGAUGAGGAAGCAGAAUUGGAAGAAUUUUAUGAUUAUAGCAGCAGUUAUGUGGAUGAGGAUGGUAAACAAUUAGUGGUAUCAGGUGAUAUGACUGGUGCUGUUGAACUUGGUAGUGGUGGGUCUGAGCUCAUAAUCACUACAAGAUCUAAUAAUGGAAUAUCAACCAAAAUGCUUGGUUCCCGGGAAUUCUUGCGUUAUUACCGGCAGAAACCGCGGCCAUCACCCAUGAAUAAUGGAGCCAUUACAGCUGCAUUGGCUUCGAGGUACAGGAGCAUGGGGUUGGCAACUGUUGAGUCGAGGGAGCGGAUGGUAAGGAUGAAAGUGAUCAAGGAAAUGAAUAGAACAGGGGUUGAGGCCAUGCGCUCCAAGAUAGGAAUGAAGAGCAAUGUCAUCAGGAAUCUACCCAAGAAUGUCCCAUAUUAGUUCUCCAUAUUAGUAUAUGAGAGGGAAGUGAUUUUCUGAAAUUUUAGUUUUAUGUUUCACCGGGGUGGUUUCUAGCAUCAUUAGCAUCCUAUAGAUAAUUUGCAAAUGCUUUUGGUGUGAGACGGGACUCAUCUCUAGCUAUCCUUUGUAACUUUGUUAAAUUCCUACUUUACCCUGGAACUGAGGCUAUGUAUUUCUACAUUAUAAUAUUUUGAAGCGGCUUACAAUCUAAA